AUGUCGACCGAGUGUGCAGGCUCUCUUACUCCCAUGAUUUUGUUCAUUAAAUAUCUCAGAAGGCUGUUUGUGGAAUACACCUCGGAGUGGUACUCCAUUCUUGCGCAGAUUGCAAAAGAGGUUGAUCCUACUGUAUCCGACCUGUCCGACUACGAUCCGAAGCGAUUGCUGAUGUUUGACGACAAGGACCAAAACCUCUCAGUGACUUACUUCAAAAUCUUCCAACUUCUGCGCACCUGCGGUAACAUGAUUGAGGAAACACAUCAAGACUUUCUAGACUGGCACGCCAAGAUCUUGUCGACGUUUAAGAACGAUCUUGAAGAGCAACUAGACGCUCAAGGCCCGGUGACCGAUGUCGACAUGAAGAAGAUGCGCGAGGAGUGGAAGAAGUGGAAGAACAAAUCGAAACGCAGAUUCGAGGAGUUAAGGGGGCGUUUCAAGGACAAACAGCAGGACGUCCUGAGCCUUACAGAAAGUGUAGGUCUCUACAAUAACACGCAAGAGAGCGUCGCUGAUGUCCAAGCUUCAAAAUUUCAUCGCUGUUAA
Messenger RNA from Parastagonospora nodorum SN15, 546 nucleotides. RefSeq lists its product as hypothetical. The transcript has 2 exons. The record is from RefSeq and is a predicted model, not a curated record. NCBI's taxonomy places the organism in Eukaryota, Fungi, Ascomycota, Dothideomycetes, Pleosporales, Phaeosphaeriaceae. The coding region runs from base 1 to 546 and encodes 181 amino acids.